Molecule: messenger RNA, 135 nt
Organism: Dentiscutata erythropus
Lineage: Eukaryota; Fungi; Glomeromycota; Glomeromycetes; Diversisporales; Gigasporaceae
Source: the annotation of a GenBank genome assembly
AUGACUUUGGUAAAGGCUCUUAGUGAAAAUAAUAAUACUUUAUCCACCCUGGACCUUCGAAACAAUUAUUUUGAUCAUGAUAUGCUAAAUGACUUGGUAAAAGCUCUUGGAAAAAACGCACAUAAUAAUAUGUAG